AUGGACCAACAAGACAAAUCCAAUAUACCAGGGAAAGAUGAAUUUGUGUGUAAAGUACAAUCCUAUCUUAGAACACAUUGCACACCAUCCGAGGAGGAACAGAAGAAAUAUCAUCAUGAUUUUGCAGCUUCUACUUCAUUUCACGGCGUUCAUAAUCUGGUCAACGACAAUAGCAAUGGAACCAGAAGUAGGAUCCGGAAAGUGAUAUGGAUGUCCGUUGUUACAGUGUCCAUCAUUAUGGCCUCUUGGCAAGUCUGCACAAGAUUCAUUAUUUAUUUCAGCUGGCCAACUACUACUUCGGUAACAGUUCAAUAUGUUGACAACAUUGAAUUCCCCUCUGUGACAUUUUGCAAUUUAAACAGGUUCCAAACAAAAGCUGUGACCAACCUUAGUAUUGCAAUUUUUAUGUGGAAUAUUGUGUCUGCAGUUCUUCACUUAUCCAACACUAACAAUCCUGAGAAAGAUUUACAAGACGUGGCUGAUUUUCUACGAUUAAACCAAAACUUCAGCAUUAAGGAGUUUACAAAAAACAGCGGCUUUUAUCUCAAUAAAAGCACUCUGCUGAAAUGCACUUACUUUGGUGUUCCAUGUAAUGCAGAGGACUUUGAGCAUAUUUUCACCGAAUAUGGAAACUGCUAUACAUUUAAUCACAAUGAUAGUUCCACAAACAAAAAGGUCAGCUCACCAGGAAGUGGACUAAGUAUACUCUUUGAUAUUAAACAGCCAGAAUUCACUGAUGAUCCUUCAUUAGGUUAUGUUGAUGCUGGAAUCACAUUCGUAAUACAUUCGCCAAAGCUGAAUCCUAGAUUUGAUGGCCUUGGUCUACAUAGUCCCGUGGGAAUGCAUGCACAUGCUUCAAUUCGCUACUUCAAGACAAUUGCCCAGGAACACCCUUGGGGUGAAUGCAACCCUAAUUUGAAGUUGAACUUUCAUGAGGUAUACAGUACAUAUGGCUGCUUACAAGAGUGCAAAUCUCGUUAUAUACAAGAUAAAUGUGGGUGCUUACCAUUUCUCCUACCAGGCAAUGGAAAGGAAUGUGACAUCCUGCAGUUGUAUAAAUGUGUUUCCCAAGCACUUUAUAAGAUUGAAAAACAUGAUAUUUGUACCGUGGGUACUUACAAUUCCACCUGUCCCGUUCCAUGUGAGGAGACAGACUUUCCUGCUACUAUAUCAUAUUCUACUUUCCCAAGCGAUAAGGCAGCUGAGUACCUUUCCACAAAACUGAGGAAGAAUGUUAAGUACAUGAGGAAUAAUUUGGUUUAUAUUGAUAUUAAAUAUCAUGAACUCAACUACAAAAUAACUAAGCAACAGAAAGCACUGACAGCCGCAGAGCUACUGUCUGAUGUUGGCGGACAGCUUGGUCUAUUCUGCGGAGCAAGUAUGAUUACAAUCAUAGAGAUUUUGGAAUAUCUAUGUACAAAUGUCUACUGGGUAUGCAUCUUUCUAAUUCUGAAAGCACCUACAAUGCCCCAAUGGACAGUAAACCAUUCAAGAUACAAGAGGGAGGGAUGCUGA
This is a messenger RNA of Spea bombifrons (plains spadefoot toad), 1515 nucleotides long. It is a transcript of the gene ASIC5, whose product is annotated as acid sensing ion channel subunit family member 5. Bases 1 to 1515 code for a protein of 504 amino acids. The record is from RefSeq and is a predicted model, not a curated record. Gene Ontology annotation, biological process: sodium ion transmembrane transport. NCBI's taxonomy places the organism in Eukaryota, Metazoa, Chordata, Amphibia, Anura, Pelobatidae. Gene Ontology annotation, molecular function: ligand-gated sodium channel activity. The transcript is spliced from 10 exons. Gene Ontology annotation, cellular component: membrane.